CUUUCCGGUGGUGGGAAAGUGAACGAAGCUAGAAUCAAAGCGGCGCAUCUUGAGGAAGGUGGGGUGCCUGUGGAAGAGGGAAGGCAGGCGACUGGAUAGGGUCUGGCUCGGGAGGCCGGCAGAGCAGCAGCUGCAGAAGCAGGCAGAGGCAGAGAGGGCAUGGUGUCGGGAGGCGCCGAGAAGGAGGCGCAGUCCGUCCCUCCCAGGGUUAGUGAAUGAGGCUCUCCGCCCGGGCUAGCCCGGGGACUGUGCGCUGCGGGUCCCAGCAUGAGUGCGGGCCCCGGCUGUGAGCCCUGCACCAAGCGACCCCGCUGGGGCGCCGCUGCAACUUCUCCGCCGGCCGCCUCGGACGCCCGGAGCUUCCCCGGCAGGCAGAGGCGCGUCCUCGAUCCCAAGGACGCUCCGGUGCAGUUCAGGGUCCCGCCGUCCUCGUCAGGCUGCGUCCCGGGGCGGGCGGGAUCGCACAGAGGCAGCGCCACCUCGCUUGUUUUCAAACAGAAGACUAUUACCAGUUGGAUGGACACGAAAGGACUCAAGACAGCUGAAUCAGAAAGUUUGCAUAGUAAAGAAAACAACAAUACAAGAGAAGAAUCCAUGAUGAGUUCUGUACAGAAAGAUAACUUUUAUCAACAUAACAUGGAAAAAUUAGAAAACGUUUCUCAGCUAGGUUUUGAUAAAUCACCAGUUGAAAAAAGUACACAGUAUUUGAACCAGCAUCAGACUGCAGCUAUCUGUAAGUGGCAAAAGGAAGGGAAACAUUCAGAGCGACUUUUGGAAAGUGAACCUCCAAUAGUAACUCUGGUACCAGAGCAGUUCAGUAAUGCUAACAUUGAUCAGUCACCCCAAAAUGAUGAUCACAGCGACACAAAUAGUGAGGAGAGUAGAGAUAAUCAACAAUUUUUGACACCUAUAAAACUUGCAAAUGCAAAACAGACAAUAGAAGAUGAACAGGGUGUAGAAGCCAGAAGCCACCAGAAGUGCAGCAAGACUUGCCAUCCCGCCGAAGACUGUGCAGGGUGUCAGCAGGAAGAGACAGACGUGGUGCCAGAGAGCCCCUUGUCAGAUAUCGGCUCUGAGGAUGUUGGUACUGGACUGAAAAAUGCCAACAAAUUGAGUAGACAAGAAAGUAGCCUAGGAAAUUCUCCUGCAUUUGAGAAAGAAAGUGAACCCGAGUCACCAAUGGAUGUAGAUAAUUCCAAAAAUAGUUGUCAGGACUCAGAAGCAGAUGAAGAGACAAGUCCAGGUUUUGAUGAACAGGAAGAUAGUUCCGCCCAAACAGCAAAUAAACCUUCAAGGUUCCAAGUAAGAGAAGCUGACACUGAAUUGAGGAAACGGUCCUCUGCUAAGGGAGGUGAGAUUCGAUUACAUUUCCAAUUUGAAGGAGAGAGUCGCACUGGAAUGAAUGAUUUAAAUGUCAAACUACCUGGAAGUACUUCUAGCCUGAAUGUAGAGGGCAGAAAUUCUAAGCAACAUGGGAAAAAGGAUUCUAAAAUCACAGAUCAUUUCAUGAGAAUGCCGAAAGCAGAGGACAAAAGAAAAGAACAAUGUGAAAUCAAACAUCAAAGAACAGAAAGGAAGAUCCCUAAAUACAUUCCACCUCACCUUUCUCCAGAUAAGAAAUGGCUUGGAACUCCUAUUGAGGAGAUGAGAAGAAUGCCAAGGUGUGGGGUCCGGCUGCCUCCCUUGAGACCAUCUGCCAAUCACACAGUGACUAUUCGGGUAGAUCUUCUGCGAGCAGGAGAAGUUCCUAAACCUUUCCCAACACAUUUUAAAGAUUUGUGGGACAACAAGCAUGUUAAGAUGCCUUGUUCAGAACAAAACUUGUACCCGGUGGAAGAUGAGAAUGGUGAGCGAACUGCAGGGAGCCGGUGGGAGCUCAUUCAGACUGCACUUCUCAACAAAUUCAGUCGACCCCAAAACCUGAAGGAUGCUAUUCUGAAAUACAAUGUGGCAUAUUCUAAGAAAUGGGACUUUACAGCUUUGGUUGAUUUCUGGGAUAAGGUACUAGAAGAAGCAGAAGCUCAACACUUAUACCAGUCCAUUUUGCCUGAUAUGGUGAAAAUUGCACUCUGUCUGCCAAAUAUUUGCACCCAGCCAAUACCGCUCCUGAAACAGAAGAUGAAUCAUUCCAUCACAAUGUCACAGGAACAGAUUGCUAGUCUUUUAGCUAAUGCUUUCUUCUGCACAUUUCCACGGCGCAAUGCUAAGAUGAAAUCGGAGUAUUCUAGUUAUCCAGAUAUUAACUUCAAUCGGUUGUUUGAAGGACGUUCAUCAAGGAAACCAGAGAAGCUUAAAACACUCUUCUGCUACUUUAGAAGAGUCACAGAGAAAAAACCUACUGGGUUGGUGACAUUUACGAGACAGAGUCUUGAAGAUUUUCCAGAGUGGGAAAGAUGUGAAAAACUCCUGACUCGAUUGCAUGUCACUUACGAAGGAACCAUAGAAGGAAAUGGUCAAGGCAUGCUACAGGUGGAUUUUGCAAACCGUUUUGUUGGAGGUGGUGUAACCAGUGCAGGACUUGUACAAGAAGAAAUCCGCUUUUUAAUCAACCCUGAGUUGAUUGUUUCACGGCUCUUCACUGAGGUGCUGGAUCACAAUGAAUGUCUUAUCAUCACAGGUACUGAACAGUACAGUGAAUACACAGGCUAUGCCGAAACAUACCGUUGGGCCCGGAGCCAUGAAGACAGGAGUGAAAGGGACGACUGGCAGCGGCGCGGCACUGAAAUCGUCGCCAUCGACGCCCUUCACUUCAGACGCUACCUCGACCAGUUUGUGCCUGAGAAAAUCAGACGCGAGCUUAACAAGGCUUACUGUGGAUUUCUUCGUCCUGGAGUUUCUUCAGAGAAUCUUUCUGCAGUGGCCACAGGAAACUGGGGCUGUGGUGCCUUUGGGGGCGAUGCUAGAUUAAAAGCCUUAAUACAGAUACUGGCAGCUGCUGUAGCUGAGCGAGAUGUGGUUUAUUUCACCUUUGGGGACUCAGAAUUGAUGAGAGACAUUUACAGCAUGCACACGUUCCUUACUGAAAGGAAACUGACUGUUGGAGAAGUAUAUAAGCUGUUGCUACGAUAUUACAAUGAAGAAUGUAGAAACUGUUCCACCCCUGGACCAGACAUCAAGCUUUAUCCAUUCAUAUACCAAGCUGUUGAGUCUUGUGCGGAGACCACCAACCAGCCAGGACAAAGGACUGGGGCCUGAGGAUCCAAGUGAAUAGAACCUCCUUCCACCUCUCAUGAGAAACAUCCUUUCUGAACUGUCAGGUGUAACAUAUGAACUGACUUAAUAUAAAUGUGUAUAUAAUCCACAUUUGUAGGCAAGGAUGCAGUCCCUUCCACAAACAUAGAUUCAGACAUAUUUUGUUUCCAUUUUUUUCUAUUUCAGUCUUCAUUCUUUGAUUUUUCUUUCUUUUGCCCAUAAGAUUUCUUGUGAAAUUUCAUGAAAGUUUGUGCUCAGCCUGUCAGGUCUCUUUUUUGAUGCCUGUAUAUUAUACAAAUUGCCUCUGCAGCUAGCAGAUGCCAGGGAAGAAGGUGAAAUCCGAGAAUCUGUUUAACUAACUGGGUCUGCUAAAGAUCUCCCUGUGAGCCUUUCACCCCCUACUCUUCUUAUGAUUGCAUUGUUGGAGUUUUUGAUUUUUGAAAAUUAAGAGUUGGGGUUUUUUUUUCAUACAUGUUACAUAAUGCAGAUCCCCUGCGUUAAAAGUUUUGUAUUUAAGGCAGAAUAAUUUCCAGAAAGUUAUUUUAGUGACAUCACCUUUAUCUGUAAUGGUUUGUCUGUCCUUUUUCCCUGAUCAAUUUUUACUGAUACUGUUUUUGGAAACUGACCUAAAUGGAAGGAAAUGUAGAAUAAAAGUGUUUCCCAAAUGGUGUUUAAAAUACAAACAGAUUCAAGA
Globicephala melas (long-finned pilot whale) is the source of this 3886-nucleotide messenger RNA. RefSeq names its product poly(ADP-ribose) glycohydrolase (gene PARG). Gene Ontology annotation, cellular component: nucleus; cytoplasm. The record is from RefSeq and is a predicted model, not a curated record. Lineage: Eukaryota; Metazoa; Chordata; Mammalia; Artiodactyla; Delphinidae. Gene Ontology annotation, molecular function: poly(ADP-ribose) glycohydrolase activity. Gene Ontology annotation, biological process: ATP generation from poly-ADP-D-ribose; regulation of DNA repair; carbohydrate metabolic process.